CCCAACCCCGGCCGCGCCGCGAUAUUUUAUCUCAGUCUCCACCAAGUUAUGACUCAAGACCUCACCAGACAACAGAACCCGUCUCGGUGUUGCGAAUGGUUUCUGGGUGCAGACUGUAUCAGGUUGCUGCACUCUCUCGCUGUCUCUGUGUUGCUCUAAUGCGUAAAGAUCUGCGAGGAUUUAUUCAGACGGAGUCAAGAACGCAACGUGGACGCGUGCCUUAGCCAAAAUGCAUCUGUGCUUUUCUAAUGAUAUCGUACCAUAGAUGACAUGCCUGCAUACGGACGCGUUUGAAACUAAUUCCAGGAUUAUAAUUACUUCAAGCCAAGCUUUGUAUAACUCAGUAUCCAACUUUUCUCCGAACCAACAGGUGCGCACUUGCAUUACGCAGAAGCGGCACGGUCUGCAAGCUUUGGAUGAGGAUUUGUCUUGAUUUAGGGAGAUAUACAUUUCACUUUUUCCAGAAGGACUGAUGAUUAAGAUUAUGUGGAUUCUACUCUGCCUGUAUCCUCUCCAAAUGUGUCCAAAACAGCACUGGUGUCCUGUAAACGACGCAUGCAUGUUGUGAUACAAACCAUCCCGUCAACAGCGCUUUGUGAUUGCCAACCACCACUCAUCCAAAUGAUCCUUCCAUUAAUAUUCCUUCUUGCAUCGCUUCUCCAACAAUAUGGCUCGGAAGCUGAAUCAAGUCAUGUCAGCAAAUUUCACCCUCCAAGUGUAAAGGAGCAAAACGGAGUGCAAGAUUCCCAUCAGGAGAAGAUCAUAACAGUGUCUGGAGAGGGAAUGGUCCACAGCCCAGACUUCCCACACACUUAUCCCAGGAAUACCGCGUUGGUCUGGAGACUAGUGGCGACCAAUAACCUGAGGAUCCAGCUCACUUUUGAUGACAGGUUUGGUCUAGAGGACCCCGAAGAUGGCAUAUGCAAAUACGACUUUGUGGAGAUAGAGGAUCCGACUGAGAAGACCAUCCUGGGUCGCUGGUGUGGGUCACAGUCGGCACCAGCUAGUCACACUUCCAAAGGCAGUCAGAUCAGGAUCCGCUUCAUCUCUGAUGAGUACUUCCCCACUGAGCCGGGAUUCUGCGUCCGCUACUCCCUUCUGCCUGUGAGUGUAUCAGAACCCGAAGUCCCUGUGGUUCUCCCUGCACCCCAGCAGGGUAUUGAAGAGUUGUCAGAGGCUGUGGCAGGGCUGGGCACCAUGGAGGAGGUCAUGCAGUACCUGGAGCCGGAGCGAUGGCAACUGGAUAUGGAGGAGUUGUACAAACCUACAUGGCAUGUGCUGGGGAAAACCUUCAUCCAUAAUAAGAAGGCCAGAGGAGGAGUUGAUCUCAAUCUGUUGAGGGAGGACGUUCGACUGUACAGCUGCACUCCACGCAACUUCUCUGUAUCCUUGCGUGAGGAGCUGAAGAGGACAGAUGCCAUUUUCUGGCCAAGCUGCCUCCUGGUGAAGCGCUGUGGUGGAAACUGUGCCUGCUGCUCUCACCGCUGCUAUGACUGCCAGUGUGUUCCCACCAGGGUCACCAAGAAAUACCAUGAGGUUCUACUGUUGAAACACCAAAGCGGUGUCAGAGGCCUGCAGAAGUCUAUGACUGAUGUGCCCUUGGAGCACCACGAGGAGUGUGCCUGUGUGUGUAAAGAUGACGGGGACUAACCUCAGAUAUGUGUAAUAGCUGCCACUGGAGUCACACAGGACAUUAGAAAUGAACCUCUGCUGCUGUUGCAACAUUCUGUAUCUCAUCCACUUCCACUGGGAGCUAACAAGAUUGUCCCUUUAUUCUGUUGUCCUUUCGCUAAUUGGAUGAAGCGGAACAGACUGGAAUCUAAUAACUCUUCUGAAUGGAUUCAAACUGCUGUGGAAUACCAAUAGUGUGCUCUGAGCGCAUUUAGAGAGACAAAAAUUCACUGGAGCAGAUCUGAACUAUUAUUGCUCUGAAGACUAUUUUUUUCAGCUCAGAUAAGAACAUUGAGGUGUUUUUGCCUCUUCUUGAGCUCUCUUUUAUAGUUCAGCCAGCGUGGGCUGAGAAUGUCAUGGAAAAUGGGAGCUUCUUUGUUCAAGUACUUUUUUAUGUCAAUAAGUAAGCUGGCUACAGCUGCAUUAUUCCCUCUGCUCUUCUAUUAUUACCUUCAAGGCAAAGAAAGGUGCUUUCUCAUGAGCAGUUUUCCUUUGCUCCCCUUUUGUUUCACCACAUAUUUAAUCUGCAGCCAUGGUAUCGCUGAAAUGCCUUGCUAAUAAGACUGUAUUAUGUGUAAAUAUUUAAUUUACAUUUCCUUUCUGUACUACCGUACCUUUUCUACCAAAGAUUCUCAAGGAGAAGAUAAAAGUUGCACAUGUAGAAUCAAUUGGGUGUUGUUCAUUACAACUCUUCAUUCAACCGAUCUCAGCAAUCUCAAAUCUGCUAGCUUCAGGAAGGCCUAGCGUCAAGCCAUUCUUGCUGCAUUUGAGAAUAUUCAUAUUUGAUAUUUAUUUGUUUUAAAGAAAGGGAAAUUUACAUCCAAAAUGUCUUGUUUGCUACAUGUGUCACUGUACAGUAGUAUUGGCCUCCAGUUUUCAUUCUAAGUCAUUUUACAUUGCCAUUGUGUCAUGAAUGUUUUUCAUUUUCUGUAUGCCAAAGUUAUUUAUCUCUUUUGCAAUAACUGUUUGUGUAUUUCAUUGUA
Perca flavescens (yellow perch) is the source of this 2654-nucleotide messenger RNA. RefSeq names its product platelet derived growth factor c (gene pdgfc). The record is from RefSeq and is a predicted model, not a curated record. The transcript has 6 exons. NCBI's taxonomy places the organism in Eukaryota, Metazoa, Chordata, Actinopteri, Perciformes, Percidae. Gene Ontology annotation, molecular function: growth factor activity; platelet-derived growth factor receptor binding. Gene Ontology annotation, cellular component: membrane. Gene Ontology annotation, biological process: positive regulation of MAP kinase activity; platelet-derived growth factor receptor signaling pathway; positive regulation of cell migration. The coding region runs from base 556 to 1650 and encodes 364 amino acids.